AUGGACGACUCUGGGGACAGUCUGCGAUCGCCCUCAGCGAGCAUGAGUUUGAAUGAAGAGGAUGACGAGCCCACCUGGACCUAUCACUUUGAUCCGGAAGAUGCCGGAGAUAUGGACGACAACGAUGAGUACGACCCCGAUUUCCAAGAUGAGCCAGAGGAGGAGGAUGGAGACGAUGACGAGUAUCAUGAUGCCGAGGACGGCGGCGACAGCAACGUAGAAGUGGAGGUGUUCAUGGGUGCUGGGGACGAGGAUGACGAUGAUGCUGAGGAAGGCGGCAUGGCCGCAAAUACAAUAUCGAGGCUCAUGACUCUUAUCACUGGCGCUGCGGGAAACGGAACCGGGUUUCUUACACGGGCCCAAUUACUAGGCCUGAUCCAAAGUGGCGAAGUGACACUGCGCAGUACUCUCGAAGAAGAUGACGACGAUGAAGACAUUGGUUGGGGAAGAAGACGCAGACGGCCUCGCGCAAGGGAGCCGAACCGCUUCCCCAAAGUACCGAGCGAUGAGGGCACAAAGUUAAUGCACUCUGGCGUUUUCGGCGCCAAUGAUUAUCGAGUGACAAAGAAGAAGCAACUGGCGCGCAGGAUAUUGGAUCGUGAGCUCGGCCUAGGCGACAGGCGUGAACGGAAGCAGAACCAAGAUCUCAUGGCUCAGGGCAUGAUACCAUCGACAAACCCCGAAAUGAUCGUGCACUAUGACGACCCUGUGUAUUCUGGCCAGUUCUCCGACGACGGUAAUUUUUUCUACGCCUGCGGUCACGACUUCAAGGUUCGCAUGUACGACACCUCCAAUCCGUAUAAUUGGAAAUAUUACAAAACGGUCAAUUAUCCUUGGGGACAGUGGACACUGACCGACGCAUCCCUGAGUCCCGAUAACCGCUGGCUGGCUUACACGUCAAUCCAAAGCAACGUUUGUCUGGCACCUACGGACCCCAAUGACACGGGAGACCCAUAUACUUUGGAUCUCGCCGAGAGGAGCGCGGGAACUCAACACGCAGGAUGGCGAUCGAGGCACUCCUUUGGAAUUUGGUCCGUGAGGUUUUCAGGAGACGGUCGCGAGCUCGUGGCCGGCACCAAUAUGCAGUCGAUCGUCGUAUACGAUAUUGAGUCGCGCACUGUGUUACAUAACGUCGUCGGCCACGAAGACGACGUGAACGCUGUGUGUUUCGCAGACAAGUCCUCUCCGCACAUUCUCUACUCUGGGUCGGACGACGCUACCAUCAAAGUCUGGGAUCGACGUAGCAUGGGAGACGGGCGGCCAGCUGGCGCUUUCGUGGGCCAUGUGGAAGGCCUCACGUACAUUGACAGCAAAGGUGACGGUCGCUACAUUCUCAGUAACGGCAAAGACCAGACAAUGAAGCUGUGGGAUCUGAGAAUGGUCAUGUCCACGGCUAAGUACGACGAGGUCAACCCGACAAGAUUGACUAGCCACAGUGACUUCGACUACCGAUGGGGUACAUACAGGGACGAGGACUGGUUUCCGCAUCCCAACGAUAACUCGUUGGUGACGUUCCGAGGACAUCGCGUGAUGCGCACGCUGAUUCGGUGCCACUUUUCGCCUCCAUCAAGUACGAACUCGCGUUAUGUUUACUCUGGCAGUCAGGAUGGCAAGGUUUACAUUUGGAACAUGGAUGCCACGCUCGCUGGUACCAUUGAUGUGAGGAAGGCCACCAAGAACUCGCGGCCUUUGGAGCGCCGGUACCGCAUUUACCACGGUGACGACUUCCCGGGGUGGAACACGUGCGUGCGCGACGUGAGCUGGCAUCCUAAUGCGCCAGUCCUUGCUGCAUCCGCGUGGAACGGCUUCAACAUGGCUCACGGAACCUGCACACUGCAUUCGUACAACGAAGCCGAAGAAGACGAAGCGGAGCCUCAGAUGGGCCGGAGUGUCGACGAGAAGCUGCGCCCUGUCGGCGAAGCGUUCCAGAGCUAG
This is a messenger RNA of Colletotrichum orchidophilum, 1935 nucleotides long. Its product is annotated as WD repeat domain-containing protein. The transcript is spliced from 4 exons. Gene Ontology annotation, molecular function: protein binding. NCBI's taxonomy places the organism in Eukaryota, Fungi, Ascomycota, Sordariomycetes, Glomerellales, Glomerellaceae. Gene Ontology annotation, cellular component: Cul4-RING E3 ubiquitin ligase complex. Bases 1 to 1935 code for a protein of 644 amino acids. The record is from RefSeq and is a predicted model, not a curated record. Gene Ontology annotation, biological process: proteasome-mediated ubiquitin-dependent protein catabolic process.